This is a messenger RNA of Schizosaccharomyces japonicus yFS275, 2210 nucleotides long. RefSeq lists its product as hypothetical. Lineage: Eukaryota; Fungi; Ascomycota; Schizosaccharomycetes; Schizosaccharomycetales; Schizosaccharomycetaceae. Bases 1153 to 1860 code for a protein of 235 amino acids. The record is from RefSeq and is a predicted model, not a curated record. The transcript has a single exon.
AGGGGCGCCUCUGGCCAACCAAAAUUCGUCGCAUCUACGUCAUGCAUUCGCACGUGAACGCGAAAACUCGUCGCAAUCGUCCGGUGGCAGCAAAACGACGUGAUAUGAGGAACGAGGUCAAAGAAAAAGCAUGCAACUCGAGGCCAUGUCGUUCCACUCGGUUAACCUGACUCCGUUAUAAAGAACAGCCGGGUCCUGCCUAGUCCCGUCCCGCUUGGACCUUUUGUUACUGCAAACUCCCACACUCACCAAGCGUAGAUUCAGCAAGUUGAUUCAUCGAAUCCUUGGUCUUCAUUCGCCGAGAUAUCGACCCCACUGAGUCGCUGUCGUCGUCGUCGUCGCCACGGUCGAGUUUUUCCCCAGCGAUCAACGAAUCCGGUUUGGUUCGUCGCGUCACCGGCGCCAAUUCUGAUACUGAUCACGGGCCUUGGCCUGGAUAUUCACCCGAGUACGUUACUGUCAGCACGUUGUGCGGCUGUAGCUGCCCCGUUCCCACCACUUACGCACCCCACUUUCUUCCCCCUGCCACCACCAAUCAUCGCGCCUCUUACGCGAGCGGUCAUCAGCAGUGACCCGAGCACAGCAGCCAGUCAAACGUUGCCAUUGCGUCGAUAGGGUGCGUGUGCCUGUACAAUAAGCGCCAGUCGCGUUGACGUCAGCAGCUUUGAAAUCAUCGCUACUCAACGUAGCGAGGUCCUCGGCGAUUCCGGGACUCCACGGGUUCAUCUGAAAGCGAACUGGCCGCAGAUAAAUUUUGGCCUCAUCUCGCCGUCAACACGUAUGCUUGCCGUUCAUCCGCACAAAUUGACUAUUAACAGCCAGCUGAUUAGAGCGCUUACGCAAGCAAUCGAGCCAUACAGAGCCAACGAAUACUCGUCUGCUCCCGCAAGCCAAACUUGAGUCGUUGUGCCACACGCGGCCCCCAUUAUCCCACACAACACCCACUGGACUCCACCUUCUCCCACUAGCCCCCAACCAACCCACUUGCCCCCAGUGACCCCACUCCGUCCGACGAACACCCCGCUGUCCCCCACUUCUACCACCACCACGUCGUUGACUCAGAACCAACCCCCCUUUCGGCACCCCACGGCCAGGCUGCCAGCAGACAAGGACCACCCGGACGCACUGAGACGGUCCCGUUCGCUGCACGCGAUGAGCGUGUCGGAGCGGCCGCCUGUUGUUCCGGCGGCGUGUCCGACGACACCGCACGCACAGGAAGAUCCGCCGUCGGGAACCGGAGAGACCGUGACGUUUUCGUUGGCGUUCCCGGCCGUCAAGUCGCUGCUCGCACUUUCGGGCUUCGGCUCGAAAGAGCUGCUGGCCCAGGUCAAGCGGACGACAACGCAUGCCGAGCCGGUCUAUGACGUAUACUACAAAAAGUGCAUCUUCACGUCGAAUCAGCUGCUGCUGUACUACAACAGCGACUACGGUAAUUUUACGCUCGCGUCGAUCCUCCGACCCCGGCGGGGCAGUCACCGCGAGUUUGGAUUCACGCUGAAUAACCCGCCCCUGCGAUACAAGUCGCACUGGACGCUGACAGUGAAACCGGACUGCUGGACCAUUUUGUCGGAGACGCAUCUGCUGCUGCCCGAGAAGUGUGGCAUCCGCUGGCGAAAUAUGAACAAGCGCGAUGAGGACGGGCUGCCCAUGUGGGAGGCUCACCUCAUAUUCGAUGACCAGAGCGUCUUGUCUCGCGUGGCCACGCUCACGCCGCAGGCCAUUCGAGUCGAGAGUUUGUCUCAGAACAUCGCCAGUCGUUUUAUUCCGCGGAUGACCAUUGAGUCGCUUUUCUGUUCCACUGGUGUAUUUGUACAGCUAUACCUUUUGGGUCGAUUUCCCUUCCGUGUGGACAAGGAUUAGGGCUGGGAGAGACAGACGAGCAAGGAGUGACUGACAAGGCAGGCGAAGAUCCAUACAAAGAGGUGGUCAGUGAUGGUCUGCCGUAGUAGCAUGGAUCGUCGUCUCCCUUCAUCACUCGCUCUUUGUCGUCGGCCAUUCGACCUCCACCCCCCUUCAAGAACCAUGCUUUCAGCGCAUUGCUACUGUCAUUUCUAAUCCUCCUCUUGUCAUUUUUCCGCUGUAUCUCCCUGCCUUUCCUAACCGCUUUACGCACCAUUUUUUUUUUUCGUUACGCCUGUUUCAUUCGUCCCGAAUUCCUUCGCAUUUCCUUGUCCAUCCAUGUUCAGACCACUUUUGUAUAUAGUAAUUCA